CUCUGGAGCUCGGCAGCCGGAGUUAGAAAAGAUGAGUUUGCGGGCGUUGUCCACUGCACUGGCGGGGUUCGUCCCGCGGCGGGCAAUGGGGGCGCGAGCCCAGCUCGGGCCGGCGGCCUUCGCCCAAGUGCUGCGCCUGCCCGAGAGGCAGCAGAAGGCGCUGGUGUUCCCGCUGCAGGAGCUGGAGCGCUGCAUGGUCCCGGGCGGGGGCGCCAAGCUGCACGUGAGGACGUUCGACCCGAGCCUGGAGGACAUCGCGAGAGCUGAGACCGCCUUCUGCCCCGCGCCCCGCCACCGGAUCGACUACGUUAGCAGCGCCGAGCGCCUCGACCACGCCCCCGUCCCCUCCCGCCCCGAGGUCUGCUUUAUAGGAAGAAGCAAUGUUGGAAAAUCAUCCCUAAUAAAGGCUUUAUUUUCCCUGGCCCCUGAAGUUGAAGUCAGAGUUUCAAAAAAGCCGGGACACACAAAGAAAAUGAACUUUUUCCAAGUUGGAAAAUAUUUUACAUUGGUGGACAUGCCAGGUUAUGGUUUUAAAGCACCUAAGGAUUUUGUUGACAUGGUAGAAGCUUAUCUGAAAGAACGGCCAAAUUUGACCAGAACAUUUUUGUUGGUAGAUGGUGUUGUUGGAAUUCAAAAAGCAGACAGUAUUGCUAUAGAAAUGUGUGAAGAAUUUGCAUUACCCUAUGUGAUGGUGUUAACAAAAAUUGACAAAGCUUCCAAAGGUUAUCUUGCAAAACAAGUUUUGCAGAUCCAAGAAUUCGUUGACACUCAUACCCAGGGAUGCUUUCCUCAGUUGUUUCCGGUCAGUUCAAUAACAUACUCUGGGAUCCAUCUGCUGAGGUGCUUUAUAGCCUAUAUAACAGGAAACCUUCACAUCAAUGGCUCAUAGCUUGGCUAGGGACUCAGAGGCUGGCUGUGUCAUCCAGAACAUCAGCAUUGUUUUAGAUGUUGUCUACCUUUAACAUGGCAAGAGGACCAUUUGCAUCUUCCCCGAGUAAUCUCUGCCCCAGUUUUAAUGCCUGGGAAGAGUCUAUACUAGAUCUAAUCUUGAUGUUCAAUUCAAAACAGUUAUUUUGAAAAGUUAUUAUCUCUUUAACAAGUUGAAAUUUUAACUUGUUUUGCUCAUGGCUUAUGAGUCAUGAGAAAUCAUAGCACAUUGAUUAAGCUGA
This is a messenger RNA of Phascolarctos cinereus (koala), 1169 nucleotides long. RefSeq names its product GTP binding protein 8 (gene GTPBP8). Gene Ontology annotation, cellular component: mitochondrion. Gene Ontology annotation, molecular function: GTP binding. The record is from RefSeq and is a predicted model, not a curated record. Lineage: Eukaryota; Metazoa; Chordata; Mammalia; Diprotodontia; Phascolarctidae.